GACCAAACAUCAUCAACAGCGAGAGACUCGCAAAGCAACUUUGAAACAAUGGCUCUAGAAAUAAAUUGACUAAAGCAAUCACACAACAAUAUUUCCCCGGAAAUGGAAUCUACAGCUACAAACGCCUAUUCUCUUUUCGUUUUUUCCCUUGAACUACAGACCCCAGCCGCCUAGCAUGGGUAUCCCGCAUCUCAUUGGCACGCUGGAGCCAUACGCCACUCAUAAAUCCCUUGAUAAUUCCAAGGCCAUUAUCGAUGGGCCUUCCUUCGCUUAUCAUAUCUUAUACGUUUGUCGCCUAAACGGCAUCGUACAACCGGGAUACAAGCAGCUGGCCCAGACUGCCAUCGCAUGGCUGGAUGAGCUUCAGCAGCACGGCAUAUCAAUAGAAGCAAUCUAUUUUGAUGGAUUCCUACCUAAGGAGAAGCUUCCUGUACGAAUGUCGAGGCAUGGCAAAACCACUUCGCAACAGGUCAUCUUCCAUACCAGCAAUCCUCAAGGCUGCUGGAAAGAUUAUGUUUUGCAAGACCACGUCCAAGAUGCAAUGGAUUUAUUCAAAAUUGGUAAAGCUGAAUCCAUGGUGUCCAUAACCCCGGCCUUCAUUGUUCCGGCUAUAAUGGAUGCUAUUCGAUCCUGCAAACGAUAUCGCGAUAUUGUCAAGCUGGUACCUGGUGAAGCCGAUAUGUAUUGCGCAAAGCAUGCCACAGAAAGCGGAGCUAUCAUAUUUUCGUCAGACUCGGACCUCUUGGCUCAUGACUUACAGUCCGGGGCGGUGGCCCUGUUUCGUGACAUUACCAAACACGACGGUACCCUUCAAGCUGCGGUUUUCACCCCAACAGCGAUUUGUGAGCGCUUGGGUUUGGAGAUUCCCAUAGCCCCGACGAGACUAGCAUAUGAACGUCUUAGAGACAAGAAUUAUAACAUGGAUGCUCUUGUUCGUGCAUGCAAAUCUCCACCUAUUGAUUUGCCCGACUACACACGUUUCAAACAGCAGUACGUCUAUAACAACAGCAUGGACACACUGCUAUUGAAAGUCGAAAACCAGUUUCAGUUUCGCCAUAUGGACCCUCGAACAUCCGAGGUGAUGCUACAGCUUGUGGUUCCGGAUAGACUGGACGAUAUCGAACCAGCCAUAUUUCUGCCUGUUCUUAUGGAGAGCAGCGAAAGAGGAACUGCAUGGGAGCCAUCAACACCCAUUCGGCAACUUGCUUACAGUUUUGUUUCAAACACAGGAAAGGGGAUACCUCUGUGUGUUUAUGAAUACCGUCGAGUACAGAGCGCCGCUCAGAAAGGUCGACAAGUCGACAUACUAGAUCAGUCGGCGAUGAGAACGACGGCUUCUGACAUGCUGAGUAUCUCGACCAAGCUUCAGGGCUUUGCAGGCUCCGAUACCCAGCUGUUUUGGUUAUCUUUCUGUUUAAUUUUAGACAUUCAGUCAGGUAUAACGCAGGGAAAAUACAGCCAUGCGCUGCAUGUUCUAAAAGCUCAUAGACAAAAGCAACUGCGGUUAUCGUCACGGAUAUCUUGGGAUUUGGUUCAUUUGAUUGCACAGCUACAUGCUGGGCUAUAUUCAUUGAGAAUCCUCCACCAGAUUUUCCAAUCCUGCAAAUCAUCUAUCAAGCCUCAACUCGACGUACACUUUGGAAACUUCGAAAAAUUGCUCAAUGGAGUUCCACCUCUUACGUCAUAUCCAGAUGCGACUUCUGCCAUCGACUUUCUAAGUAAGGCCAUUGAUAAGGGAAUAUUCAAACGGCUUCGGCAGAUGAGUCUAGUCGAAGCCGAGGAAACGAAUCCUCAACAUGCAAAGCGCUCCGGUAAUACUAGCGACAAAAGUGCAUCGCGAAAGAAACCAAAAGCAGAUCACAAGCCUGAACCCAAGUUCAAGUCUGCAAAUCCGUUUGACGCAUUAUUAAACGACUCAAAAUUAACACAGUAAUAGUAAUGGUAAUGAUUUAAUGCAAAACUCUUCAAAUCGUCUAACAAUUCCUUCGUGGCCUAACCUACAUCCUAUUCAAACCAUGAAUCUCAUCAAUCAGCUGCUCAAACUGGUUCACUGUAUUUUCCAACUCAUUAACAUCUUGUAAAAGAUCAUCGUGUGAGAGCCCUUGGCCAGCUGCCUGGAUAAUGCGCCAGGCGCGGCGGAACUCGUCACGAACAGAUACAAUGCCAUUAUGCGUCACUGUGCGCGCUACAUUGUGGUCAAGCUCAAACGGGUCUUCAAUGGCGAAGAGAUAACGGAGGCGCACCUCUUUCACCUCUGGAGUCUUAGGCGCCGGCGCCGCAGGAACAGUCUUAGGGGUAUCUUGAGGCUGUGCUGGCGCAUUCUGCGAAGGAGCCCCUUCGUGCGUCUCUUGAGCUUGAUACACAGUCUUAGCCCCAGUCCAGCCCUUUUCUUGCUUAGAAAGUAGACCACCUAUGGUUCGCAGACUCAAAACAUCUCGUCCCCAGUCAAAACCCUUGCCAGGAACAGUGCUCAUCAUACCACUCUGAGCAUAGUACUCGAAAAAGCCUCUCAGAAGCUGUCCGAUGCUCUGUCCGUUGCCGUUAAGCUGUCGAUUCAUAGCUAGGUGCAAGAUUUCGUUUUCGUUCCUCCAGAAGUGGACUUUGUAGCCCUUGAGCAUGAUUGCCUCAGGGAAGUUUGGAGCACCUGGAACAGCUCCUGGUGGCGCAACUUGCUGCAGGUUGGGGCAUACAAAUGGCUGCACCACGUUAACAAGGUAGUGUAGUACCAUGAGCACAUAGCCGUAGCUGCUGAGGGUGCCGCGGUAGCCGGAGUUGAUGCCACGGGCUUUGGCCCAAUGUUUGAUGAAGAGCACCAUUGGUCGAACACGAGGGUCAGAGUGCGAAUAACAGCGCAGAAGAAGGGUGUUUUGCAAGGCAAGGUGUGCAGCGAAGUUGAUAUCAGACUGUGUGCCAGCACCAAUGCUAGGGAACUCCAGGGCGUCUUGGUACUUGUCUUUGUGGUGAUUCAGGGCCAACUUAUGGGGGUCUGGCAGCAACUUGAUCCUUUGGAUUAGAAGAAUCUCCUCCUCAGAGGUUGGAACGAUAUUUCUCGACUCUGUUGAUGAAGAGAUGCAGGAUCUCAAAAGACCAAUGUACUGUCGAAUGCUAGGCACAACAGCCUCGUCGUACGCCUUGCUCUCCAGAGCUUUCUCAAAUUCAAGAGCAAGUUGCAGGGCCAUAUGUUGGUGACCAAUAGCUUCCAGUGUAAGACUGUUGUUGGAUUUGGCGUAUGCAUCUUGUAUUUCAGUGCGAACAUGUUCAUGAUAAAUUCCGGCGAUGUAUCUCGUGACAGCCUCCGACGAUAGUUCGUCCAGAUCCAAGACUUGGUUGGCAUCAGUGCCACGUAGAAAGCCUGCAGCUCUAUUGUAGUACUGAAGAGGACUUUCGUUCGCUGCCUGCUCGAGCAUUAACAGCUGAACCGCUGAUACCUUCUUCAACCGUUCUAAGAUGACUUGCAGGUCCUUAGCAUAAGUCAUGCAGUCAGCAGGUGUACCUCCGCGUGGUCGUAGAUCGAGCCAUGUUCUAACAGUUCUUUCCAAAGGUGAUCCCUCAGAAAGGAGAAGUUGGCGGAGUUUGGACUCUUUAACAAGCUCAAUGACUUGUUGGCCCUCCACUAGAGACAAGAUGCCGAAUAGUGAUUUGAAUCCAAGCUCUGAGCUGAGCUCCAUUGCGUCUUGUACAGAUUGUUUCAACUUGGUAUCCGAAAGUCCGUUCGCAAAGGCAAUAGAAACACCCGUCAAGAUUUCCCAGUCAAGACCAGUGAAUUCUUUGUAGUUUGACAUGGUGGCAUCACGGCCGCCUGCUUUACGCAAGACGCGUUUGGCCAAUCCAUAGUAAGCUUGUAGCGUAUGCUUGGACAGCUGACGCAGGUGGAACUUGUGCAUUUUACCAUCUUCCCCAGGGAUUUCAAAGUAGUUCUCCGGAGUAGGUGUAUCAUCAGCAGUGCUAGAAGUAGGGCGAGCAUCACUGUCCUGCACAUCAGCACUAGGCUGAGCAUCUAGGGCAGGUUCUUCAUCGCCUUCAUCUUCGGGAUCCGCAGUUUCUUCAACAAUGCCUUUGUCCCAUUUCGCUCUCUCUGCCCUCAAAUUCUGCAGAAGAGCUUCUGGGGGUGUCUCACAGAGCUUGAUAAUAGGCACACGAGUUCGGCUUAGCAGCCUUGCACCAAAUCCAGCAUCCAACAAAGCCUUUUCGAGACGGCGAGGAAUUGGCGACGCUGUAUCAUCAGGCUGGAGCUUGGAAAAGGGUGAGAUCAGGCCAAGAUCCAUGUCAGAAGCCUUUGUAGCAAAGCCAGAGGCUAAACUUCCAAAGCACUGCAACUCUACAGUCGCAGGAUGAAAGUCGGGCUCAGGCCCUUGUUCAAGCUCGUACUGUGUAAUAACCUCGCGGCAGAUGGCUUCCACUCGGCGACGGAAAGCCUCUUUUUCUGCGAUUUCUGGUCUUUCGAUUUCCGAGUUAGAGACAGCCUCAAAGCAAAGGCGUUCCAAGAGCGAGGCCUGUCCCAUAAUUUCCUCUUGUGUAAAGCUUUGACGCUGAUAUCUCCCUUGAUAUGAAUUGUUUCCACCACGCCCGCCUCUGUGAGAGUGAUGCCCAGGCGACGAGAAUUGAUGGUCACGUUGAUUUUGGCUUUGUGGUCUAUGAAAACCGUGGUUUCGUGGACUUUGACCAUACUGACCAUCGUUCCAGUCACGGCUCUCAGAUUGGUUAUGACCACGCCACGAUGAGUUGCCUCCACUUGGGUGGGAGGCAUGAUGCUGAUGACGCUGAUAGUUGUGUUGGGGUUGGUGGUAGCGUUCCUGCUGGUGUUGUAAAGUCUGCGUCUCAUCGUUCUGAUAUUGUGGCGCAUUAGGGUCAAUAGAUAUCGAUAAUUGAGAGCUCAUCUGUCGUCGUUGUGCCUGGUUAAGGCGCCGACGUCCGCCUCUGGGCGAUGACGAAUUGGCAUCGUCAGCAAUUGAGGCACGCGGAUCGGUAGGAAAUGCUGGCUCUGCGUUCCUUGAUCGCGCUUGAGAGUGUUCGAAUCCGGGAGGUAGGCGGUGGCCAACAUGUUCCCCUACAGGCUGACCUUGGUGCUGAUGAUGUUGGGGACCGGGAGGGGUAUUGGUUAAGAUCAAGUUGCGAAGAUGACCUUCGAGUCCUGGCAAGGAAUCAUCGUUGCCACGAUAGCCAUGGUGAUCUUGAUGUUGCAUGGCUUUUAUUGACGAAAUUUUGUUCUAGCAGACCGUGUCUCUUUAAGCAGACAUCUCUGUCAGUCAAAUUGGGAUCGCGGGGCAGAGUAGAGGUUGGAUCGAGCUAGGGCAUCAAAGGCUGGCGAUAUGGCAGCGAAGGGCGAUGAUAGCUUAUAAAGUUGUCUGAUCGCAGGGAUUUUCGAUGCCUUAUAUCGGACAAUGGGCAGGCUUGUUGAUGGCGUUUGCCAAGGGAUGGUGUUUGAUGAUGCGAGCAGGGUUGUGACGUCGCCUGUACGUGCUGGGUUCGGCUGCGAGUGAGACGCUGCAAGCUCUGGUGGCGUUUAGAGCAGGCGUAGAAGGAAUUGUGAAGUGAUCAGAAUUAUGUUUGUCGUAUUGGAUAGGCGACUUGACUCGGCUUGCAUCGAGGCAGUGUCUAUGCGAUGUCCUGUCCUUUCGUCUCGUUUUUUUUUAGCCUGCAAGCGUUUGCAUCUGUUCAGAGGCCUUGUCUAGUUUUAGGUUUAGCUUCUAGCAUCACCCUGCAAAAGCUGUAGUGGGGGGCUGGAGCUGCUACCAGGUGC
[Torrubiella] hemipterigena is the source of this 5740-nucleotide messenger RNA. Lineage: Eukaryota; Fungi; Ascomycota; Sordariomycetes; Hypocreales; Clavicipitaceae. The record is from the annotation of a GenBank genome assembly.